Desarmillaria tabescens is the source of this 748-nucleotide messenger RNA. RefSeq lists its product as uncharacterized. The record is from RefSeq and is a predicted model, not a curated record. NCBI's taxonomy places the organism in Eukaryota, Fungi, Basidiomycota, Agaricomycetes, Agaricales, Physalacriaceae. Bases 281 to 733 code for a protein of 150 amino acids. The transcript is spliced from 2 exons.
UUGAAGAUCCGAUCUCGGUACAACACGAAGGUGUCGAAUAACUGGCAAGGACGGAUAAGGACGAACAUCCUUCUGAAGAUAUCUUUAAAGGAGUUGUCGAAAAAUUGUCGACCGAGGUUGACAAAGCACUAGCAAUAAUCAAAAAAGGACCAUUUAUCCCGAAGAAGGCAAAAAAAAACAUGGAAAUGAGAAGCCCGAGACCGACUUUCUCAAUACCUUCUUAAUCACUUGUUCAGAAUCCGUAUCUGGUCCCGAUGAGCCGAAGCUACCCCUCAUCGUCAUGAACACUGAACAAUCUAAAUCCAAACUAUUAUUCGCCGUCUUGACCGUGAAAUACGAGGCGCCACGCACUUCGUUUACUCAGGCCCUUAGCCAGACCAAGAUGUAUCUCGAGACUUCGGUAAGGCUCCAUGCCAGUUUUGGAAUUGCCAAUCGUGCAGUCUUUGGUCUCGCGACAAAUAGUGUCAACGGCGCGGUUUUAAUGGUGUGGUGCUCCAUAUCGACAGACGCCGUUUCUAUCGUAGAACGGAAUGUACGAGCAUUUAAUAUCUUCUCGCCUUUACAGGUCUAUCACUUUGUUACGUUCAUUUUGCGUCUUCGCAGAAGCAGCGAUAAAGCGCUGGGAAGAAUAGUUGAAGACGCGUUGGAAAAUACCUCUUUCAAGCAAAGUAGCUGGAACAAACCGAGCAGUCUCAUCGGCUUCCAGAGAUAUCAUUCAGCGGCAAUGAUGUAAAGCAAAAGUAGAAAA